This is a messenger RNA of Nanorana parkeri, 458 nucleotides long. RefSeq names its product succinate dehydrogenase complex subunit C (gene SDHC). The coding region runs from base 4 to 426 and encodes 140 amino acids. The transcript has 4 exons. NCBI's taxonomy places the organism in Eukaryota, Metazoa, Chordata, Amphibia, Anura, Dicroglossidae. Gene Ontology annotation, biological process: tricarboxylic acid cycle; mitochondrial electron transport, succinate to ubiquinone. Gene Ontology annotation, cellular component: membrane. Gene Ontology annotation, molecular function: succinate dehydrogenase activity; electron transfer activity. The record is from RefSeq and is a predicted model, not a curated record.
CCGAUGGGGACGACGGCAAAGCAGGAAAUGGAUCGAUUCUGGGAGAAGAACACCCGACUGAGCCGCCCCAUGUCACCCCACAUCAGUAUUUAUGGAUGGUCUUUGCCUAUGAUGAUGUCCAUCACCCACCGAGGUACCGGCGUCGCAUUGAGCGCUGGCGUGUCGCUCUUCGGUCUGGCGGCCCUCGUUCUCCCCGGGGACUUUGCGUCACACUUGGAGUUGGUCAAAUCCCUCAGCCUGGGCCCGAUGCUCAUAUACUCUGCAAAGUUUGCCCUGGCCUUCCCUUUCUCGUUCCAUAGCUGGAACGGCAUCAGACACUUGGCCUGGGACACGGGCAAAGGCUUCAAGAUCUCUGAAGUCGACCGAUCCGGUUUAGUGGUCUUGGCUCUCAGCUUCCUAUCAGCAGCCGGCAUCGCUGCCCUAUAAUAAGGACUCUUUUUUUUUCUGAGGGAACUCCC